Molecule: messenger RNA, 1580 nt
Organism: Malus domestica (apple)
Lineage: Eukaryota; Viridiplantae; Streptophyta; Magnoliopsida; Rosales; Rosaceae
Product: CBL-interacting serine/threonine-protein kinase 1-like
Biological process (GO): protein phosphorylation; signal transduction
Molecular function (GO): ATP binding; protein serine/threonine kinase activity
Source: RefSeq, a predicted model, not a curated record
AUAAAGAAUGAGAUUGGAACACUGAAGCUACUCAAGCAUCCCAACGUCGUAAGAUUACAUGAGCUGUCUUCACCAACCAGUCCAUAAAAGCCACGUGUCUACAGUGUUAUCAUCUCCACUUCCCUACGGGCUACGGCAGUUAUUGCGUGGAAUGAUCUGGAAAACCCACCGACGGCUAUUAGCUUCUCGGAGUUUAGAAUGCGGUCCCACAUGAAAGCUUUGUGGUGGAUAAGGUUGUAGCUAGCAAAACCAAAAUUUACAUGGUCCUAGAAUAUGUUACCGGCGGCGAAUUGUUUGACAAAAUUGCACACCAUGGAAAACUUAGAGAAACUAAAGGCAGGAAGCUUUUCCAACAAUUAAUCGACGGUGUGAGCUACUGUCACAACAAAGGCGUCUUCCAUCGGGAUCUUAAGCUUGAAAAUGUUCUUGUUGAUGCCAAGGGGAACAUAAAGAUAUCGGACUUUGGCCUCAGUGCUUUGCCCCAACAUUUUCGGGAAGAUGGUUUGCUUCAUACAACCUGUGGAAGCCCCAACUAUGUUGCUCCCGAGGUUCUUGCUAACAAAGGUUACGAUGGUGCCACCUCCGAUAUAUGGUCAUGUGGUGUCAUCUUAUACGUCAUUCUCACCGGAUUUCUCCCUUUUGAUGACAGAAAUCUUGCAGUUCUCUAUCAGAAGAUCAUUAAGGGGGAAGCUUUGAUACCGAAAUGGUUGUCACCCGGUGCAAAAAACUUGAUCAAGAGGAUUCUCGAUCCCAACCCUGCUACCAGAAUAACAAUGACCGGCAUCAAGUCAGACGAAUGGUUCAAGCAGGAUUACUCUCCUGUAAACCCUGAUGAAGAAGAAGAUGUAAACAUCGAUGAUGAAGCUUUCUCAAUACAUGAAGUGCCAUCUGAGGGGGAGAAGAGUCCAGACGCCCGGCAUGCGCACACCCAUAUCAAUGCCUUUGAGUUAAUCGGAAUGUCCUCUUGUCUAGACCUCUCCGGCUUCUUUGAGAAAGAGGAUGUGUCCGAGAGGAAGAUCAGAUUUACAUCCAACCACUCUGCAAAAGAUUUGCUCAAGAAAAUCGAAGAAAUCGUAAUGGAGAUGGGAUAUUGUGUCCAGAAGAAAAAUGGAAGGUUAAAAGUGAUGCAAGAACACAAAGGGGUGAGAAGCCUGGGCAGUCUAUCAGUUGCAGCAGAGGUGUUUGAGAUAAGCCCAUCUUUAUUUGUAGUAGAGUUGAGAAAAUCAUAUGGUGAUUCUUCUGCAUAUAGACAGUUGUGUAAAAAGCUAUCAAACGACUUAGGUGUUCCCUCAACCCAAGAGUUGCUGACCAGCUAGUGUGAUUAGAAAUGUAUAUAGAGUGUGUGUGUGUGUGUGUAUAUAUCCAUAUAUUACAAGUUUAUGUAAAUAUUCAGUUUUGGAUGCAAGACUCGAGUAAAUGCGAAAUAUGAUUCAGAUUGCAAGAAAAACAUCCUUGUGUAGUUUAGCCCUGAGCACCGGCAGAUUGUUUCCGAUGUUCUGAGCCCUUCAUCUCGGGUUAAAAAAUGCUGUAGUAAAACAAAGUAACUUGAUGAACAAGAGAGUACCUGCUGUCUUCAACCA